GGGAGGAGUUGACAUGGGAGGAGCUGAGCAGUCAAAACCACGCCCACUGACAGACAGAGCGGUUGGACAGGAGCUGCUCAUCGCCCGAAGGUAUUUGACUUACCUGAGUAAUGUAGGAACGCACAUCUGCUCAAGACACCAACUACGCUUUGCGUGUGAUCGGUUACAUAAGCAAGAAAAGCAGAAAUCAGCCAGUUCAAUGUAGCCAGCCUGCCAGCACGAUCACUAAAGCGUGAUUGUAGGAGCUCAUCAUCGACCUAUGUACAGCAGAUCUAAGGAGUUCAGAAGCCAUUUGGGACAAUGAGGAACUCUGGUGCCAUGCUGAUUUUGACCUUUAUUGCCAUAUUAACAUUGCAAGCAGCAGGUGUCAGUCCGCCAGGCAAACCCAGACUCACAAGCUGUCGCUCUCCAGAGAAGGAGACCUUCACAUGCUGGUGGGAACCUGGAGGUGAUGGAGGUCUGCCAACCACCUACGCCCUCUACUACCAUCUAGAAAACUCAGAAACGGUCUACGAGUGCCCAGAUUACAGAACCGCGGGCGAGAACUCGUGUUUCUUCAACAAAAACGACACAUCGCUUUGGGUCAACUACAACAUCACUGUGGUGGCCAGCAACGCCCUGGGGAAGAACAUUUCAGACCCCGUGGAGGUGGAUGUGGUCUAUAUAGUUCAACCAAACACUCCAGAGCACGUGACAGCAGUUGUGGUCCAUGAUGAACAGGGUCCGUUCGUGAGAGUGUCCUGGGAGAAACCCCGAACCGCAGACACUCGCUCAGGGUGGAUCACGCUACUUUACCAGCUCCGAGUUAAACAAGAAAAAGAUAAAGAAUGGGAGGAAUAUAAUGCUGGCAUGCAGAAGUACUACAAUGUGUUCAGUCUUCACCCUGAUAAAGAAUACAUGGUGCAGGUGCGAUGUAAACCUGAUCAUGGGUUCUGGAGUGAGUGGACCCAAACCACCUACGUCAAAAUGCCCGACUAUAUAACCAGAGAGCGUUCGCUGUGGAUCAUGAUCACGAUAUUCUUUGUCUUCAUCGUGCUCAUCCUCACCUGGACGCUAAACGUGAAACGAAACAGUGUGAAGCUUUGUUUGCUGCCUGCUGUUCCUGGACCAAAAAUCAAAGGAUUUGACAAACAAUUGCUCAAGAGCGGAAAGUCAGAGGAAGUUUUCAAUACUCUGGUGAUCCAAGGUUUCCCUCCAACCACCGAUUACGACAACUUACUGGUGGAGUACCUUGAGGUGUAUGACAAUGAGGAGCAAGAGCUGGUACUGGAUGGUAAAGAUCUAUCAGAGGACUGCAUGAAGUCCAAAAGCCCGUCGGACAUCGACUCGGGUCGGGGAAGCUGCGACAGUCGCACUCUGCUUUUGGAGAAGUGCAUGGAUGGACGGGAAGGAAGUGGAAGCAAUCAACAUCAGUACAGCCAGCAUGGAGAAACGAGGUGGGCUUCUACGGAAAGCAGUGAAAGCCAGGGUCCUGAACCUGGUUCUCCAGAGUCCGCCAAUGGACGUGGCAAGACCUGGCCCGUUGUGUUUUCUUCUCCUAAACCGCAACCUCACCACCAUUACCCAGUGGGAGCUGCGAAACCGGCCUACCACAGCGUCCCAGAGAUCCUCAACCAUUUGUCGCCACACGCAAUGCCAAGUAACUAUCACCAGCUAAACCAUCAGGACAUCCCGCAACAGGAGCACCGCUUCAGUAAACCAGCCUGCCGACAUUCUCAAAGCUACAACCAGUUUAACCUGGACGGUGUCGACACUCCUGCUCCCGGCGUGCCUCCAUCACCUUCUUUGGAAUACGUGGAGGUGCAAAGGGUCAACCCGGAGAAUAUGCUACUGCUUAGGCCGCUUUCAGACCCAAACCGUGAACCUGAGGGGUCAGAUUGCACCAGGGAGGACUACAGUAAAGUCAAAGAAGUGACAUCAAACAAUAUUCUGCUUCUGCAGAGGGCUAUGUCCCAUCAGUGCGUGGACGAUUACAGCCAGGCUGAUCAAUGCACAACCCAGCAGCCACCUCACCCCUGCAAACCUGCUGUCCACCAAUCGAACAGUGGGAUGCCACAGGAAGCCAUUAGGGUGAUGGGAAACGGUUAUGUAGAUUCAACAGUCUUAAUGCCAUCCUACUAGCACAUAGUGGUCCAAUGCAUGAAUGCAGCAAAAACAAUAAGCCGACCACAAAACCACUAAACUGUCAACAGCUCAUGCCAAGCCCUAAAAGAAGCACUUUUCUCCCUCUCAGAUCUUGCUAGUGUUUUUUUAUAUAUUUCUAAAAAUAUUUACUUUUUAUUAGAUUGUAUUAGAUGUAAGGGUCUUGUUUCUGAGCUGAGGUCUGAACUUUUAUGUAAGCACUGUAAAGAGGCUGGAUUCUUUAAAAUAAAGGGGGAAAAAACUGACAAAAAAAGGGGUAAACCAGCCUGCCGACAUUUAACCCGAAGAACUUUUAACAUCCAUGGAACCUUUCCAUUACAUCUUUACAGUGGAAAAGGUUUCUUUAGAUUAUUUAAAUGUUCUUCACACUAAGAAAAAAUAUAUAUAUUAAGAAUUAUGGACUGCAGUGCUCUUUGGGGAACCUAAAAAUGGUUCUUCCAUGGUGUUGCUGUGAAAACCACCCUUUUGGAACCUUUAUUUUUAAGUGUGUGUGUGUGAGAAGUCAUCGAUCUUGUUUCUUUGACAGAUUGUGUACUUCAAUGAGAUAACACUUAUAAAUGCCAAAAAAAUUUUCUUUACACUUAAAAGAGUGGUUUUAAAUCAAGUCUUCAAAGUUAACAUGAAACUGAAAUGGGAUCCCAUUGUCUUUAAUACAAGUUUCUGAAAAAUUCACUUAAAUUCUGCUGUGCCUCUGAUACAGUUUUUCCUUUUGAUGUAUGUUAGUCAAUAGCCAAAUAGCCAUUUAAGCAUUGUGUUUUCAUUGGAAAUUUCAUGGAAAGCCUACUUUUCAUGAUCCAGCAGUUGCAACUGAAAUUCUCCUACUGUAUAUUUUAAUUUGUUUUACUGAGAGAUGCACGGUAUUUUGGAAUUCAUAUGGGUUAUGAAUGCCAUUUCAUGUUAACUUUUAAUGAUUUUUCAUAUUUAGAGAUUCAUGGGAUUUGAAAACUUAGCACUUAGCAUAGUUGCCCUCAGCAAUCCACAUUGCAUUAUGUUAUUGUAUGUAUUUUGCAUCAUGGCACUGUUACUUUUGUCACUGUUAUUUUUUUUAUGAAUUGAUCUUGAGUAUUAUCAAAGCGUUCACCCAAUUCAAAACUUUUCCUUGAUACAUGUCACUUCACAUUUAAAUAAAUUACAAAUAUAUUGGAAAUGACUUAAAACUCCAUCUGCAUAUUAUAUAAACACAAGCAUUAUUUGCAGUUAGAGUCGGUUUAUUUAUACUGUAAUCCUACUGGUGUUCAUUUAGUGAAACAAAUUGCAUACAAUUCAUGUUAUAAUCUCAGCCAUACAAUUCAUAAUGUCUUUGCUUUUCAAUAAUAUACAAAUGCAAGAAUAAAUAAAUGAAAAGGGAUUUGAACUGAUUGUAAACUUAUAAAUGUAAAGAAUUUGCCUUUGAUAUUUACAUCUCUCAGGUGGAGGAAAACUUGCUUAAACACUCCUGCCGAAUGUAUGUAUAAUAAAUGUUAUUGGCACAGAUAACACUAAAGCACAACCGGUGUAAAAUUAAAGCUGUAUACUACCAGCAUUCAAUUUUUUUUUUCAAAUAUGUCACAGUGAGUUUUUCACUGUAAGAAUUUGUGUGUUUCUGUGACUGUUAAUCCUGCGAGAAUCUAUUUUUCCAAGUCUGUAUAUCCUUAAAUCAUAGGUAGCCAUUGAUUCAGCACUGCAUAUUUGUUUUGAUAUUAAAAAGGAAAUUAUAAAGAUUUUUUUUAAAUGUUAGAGAUCGGCACAUAUGCAUUUAAUCCAACCAAACAGUCAUGUUGUUAAUGUACUAAUCACUAACCAUUAAACCAGUUACAAGGAAAAUUUUAGCCCUUGCAAGUGCAAGAGUCAACCUCCACAUGUUGCCUUAUUUUAUGCAUGAAUCUCUGAAAGCAGACUGAGGAGUAUUUUUUGGAAGGGGUCAUUUACUAAAUAUGUAUUUAUACCUAAAGUUAUAUUACACAUACGUGUACAUAUAAAAUAUUUAUUCAAUAGUUAUAUAUAAUAUGUAGAAAUGCAUUUAUAUGUAACCUACAGAUAAUUUAUAUACAAAUAAAUAGCUUUAAGGUUUGCCUAAGCCAUACAUAAAUCAACCCAUCUAAUUUUGUUGAUUUGCGAGUAGCGUAACAUUUUCUUAUAUCUUUAUUGUUUACCAGUCAUACAUUCUCUGUUUCAUGCAUAACAAAUCUGCAUGUAAAAGCAUAUUCUCUUUUAAUAAUCGAUUUUAACUCAGGCAAUGGCAAAUCUAUAAAAUGCAUGUAAGAUAUCUUUCAGUAAAGAAAAUGCAUUGCCAGAAAUCUCCAGGAAGAUGAUUAUAUUCUUAUUUAGGGAUUAACUGAAAUCAUGUUUUGAUUUCAUUCUACCAAACCCAAAACCAUUUCUUCACUAAAAGAAUUAUUUAAAUUAAAAUGUGUUAUACAGU
This is a messenger RNA of Cyprinus carpio (common carp), 4543 nucleotides long. Its product is annotated as prolactin receptor. The record is from RefSeq and is a predicted model, not a curated record. Lineage: Eukaryota; Metazoa; Chordata; Actinopteri; Cypriniformes; Cyprinidae. Gene Ontology annotation, biological process: cytokine-mediated signaling pathway. Gene Ontology annotation, cellular component: membrane; signaling receptor complex; external side of plasma membrane. Gene Ontology annotation, molecular function: cytokine receptor activity; cytokine binding.